Malania oleifera is the source of this 960-nucleotide messenger RNA. RefSeq lists its product as uncharacterized. The coding region runs from base 490 to 861 and encodes 123 amino acids. NCBI's taxonomy places the organism in Eukaryota, Viridiplantae, Streptophyta, Magnoliopsida, Santalales, Ximeniaceae. The transcript is spliced from 2 exons. The record is from RefSeq and is a predicted model, not a curated record.
UGUGCCUUUAGUGCCGCAACUCUCUCUCUCUCUGAAUUCUAACAUGGUAUCAGAGCAUAAACGAUCCUAAUCUCUUUCCCCUGCGAGCCGCAUUCAAGCCCUUUCAAUAGGUAAUUUCUCACCGGCGGCAAAGUCCCACUUGCCAUCCUCAUUGUCCACCACAAUUCCCACAUUGUGGAACCCUAGAAUCACACAACUCCUCGGAAAUUGUUUGCAGCCACCCUCUCUCUUUUGCAUUCAGAAGCGUCUUUGGCAACAGUGGCGCCCCCAGUGCAUCACGUGCAUGUCAACCACCUUCUUGAAGUACUGGUACGCCAAGUCGCCCGAAUCGGUGUCCAAAAAUGCCGUGACUCAGAUGUGACGAAACCACAAAAUGGCCGUCAUGAAAAUGUUGUUGUAUAUCAUCGUGCCUUUUAUGUUUUUCACCAAGCAAUAAGCGAUUAUCAUGAAACCCACGACGCCCAGCCAAAAAGUGGGGCUUUCUAUGCGAUGGUUCAAGCAAAGAAUCUCGACGAAGUGGCGCCGCCCGGUGCAUCAGCAGGUUCUGAUCUGUCUAGAACCCUUGGUUGCAUAUCUCACAUACGUAUUGAUCUGAUUCCAGCGAGAAAGGUGAUCUUGUUAUGCCCUCCAUGGCUUAUGGGAAGUAUGAUAUUAUCUCUGCAACUCUGGUACUCUCUCCAACUCUCUCCAAUUCUGGCACUCACUGCAACUCCGGCACUCUCUGCAACUUCAGGACUCUCUGCAACUUUGGCACUCUCUGAAAUUCUCUACAACUCUAACACUCUCUGCAACUUCGGCACUCUUUACAACUCUAGCACUCUCUGCAACUCCAACACUCUCUGGAACUCUGGCACUCUCUAGAACUCUCUGAACAUCCAGUUUUUACACGGCAAACUCUCGAUGCUUCUCGGUGCGCCAUUGUGAGUUUGAGGGGGGAUGUUAGAUAAUAUCAUAUAUAGU